Molecule: messenger RNA, 961 nt
Organism: Salvia hispanica
Lineage: Eukaryota; Viridiplantae; Streptophyta; Magnoliopsida; Lamiales; Lamiaceae
Source: RefSeq, a predicted model, not a curated record
GAAGACAAAGGCAACAUUGAAAAUUAUUUUGUGAUAUAUCAUCAUUUUCCUUCAAAAUCCAGCAACAUAAACCAAACCCACGAUUCGGUGAAGAACCAAAAAGGGGGAAAAACAAUGGGCGAUCCCACUGCAAAGGGCGAAGACUUCGAGAAAAAAGCCGAGAAGAAGCUCAGCGGCUGGGGCUUUUUCGGCUCCAAGUAUGAAGACGCCUCCGAUUUGUUCGAAAAAGCUGCCAAUUCCUAUAAGCUUGCCAAAUCAUGGGAUCAGGCCGGAGCAGCGUAUGUUAAGCUGGCUAACUGCCACUUGAAGUUGAAUAGCAAGCAUGAAGCUGCUACUUCAUAUGCUGAUGCUGCCCAUAGCUACAAAAAGUCCAAUAUAAGAGAGUCGAUAUCAUGUCUCGAGCAAUCUGUAAAUUUGUUUCUUGAUAUGGGAAGGCUUAAUAUGUGUGCCAGAUAUUACAAGGAAAUAGCUGAACUGUAUGAGCAGGAACAGAACUUCGAGCAGGCUAUUGUUUAUUAUGAAAGAGCUGCCGAUCUCUUCCAAAGUGAAGACGUAACAACAUCAGCCAAUCAAUGCAAGCAGAAAGUUUCUCAAUUCGCUGCUCAAUUGGAACAAUACCAAAAGGCUAUUGAUAUUUUUGAAGACAUAGCACGACAGAGUCUCAACAAUAACUUGCUGAAAUAUGGAGUCAAAGGGCACCUCCUCAAUGCUGGUAUUUGCCAGCUUUGCAAAGGUGAUGUUGUUGCGAUAAACAAUGCAUUGGAGAGAUACCAGGAAUUGGAUCCUACAUUUUCUGGAACACGAGAGUACAAAUUGCUUGCGGAUUUAGCUGCUGCUAUUGAUGAGGAAGAUGUUGCUAAAUUCACUGAUGCUGUCAAGGAAUUUGAUAGUAUGACCCCGCUGGUAAGUGUGUUUUCAUUUAUCCGGACUUGAUUUUUGUCCCCCUACCUUUUGUUAUACA